This is a messenger RNA of Dicentrarchus labrax (European seabass), 7340 nucleotides long. Its product is annotated as glutamate receptor ionotropic, NMDA 3B-like. Gene Ontology annotation, molecular function: NMDA glutamate receptor activity; transmitter-gated monoatomic ion channel activity involved in regulation of postsynaptic membrane potential. Bases 561 to 4571 code for a protein of 1336 amino acids. The record is from RefSeq and is a predicted model, not a curated record. The transcript has 12 exons. Lineage: Eukaryota; Metazoa; Chordata; Actinopteri; Moronidae. Gene Ontology annotation, biological process: modulation of chemical synaptic transmission; ionotropic glutamate receptor signaling pathway; monoatomic ion transport. Gene Ontology annotation, cellular component: postsynaptic membrane; plasma membrane.
UAUUUCCACAGGAUUCAUAAAAUAAUCACGAGGAAACAUUUUCGAUUGCUAGUAGUUUUAAUUCUGAAUGAAAAACAUUAAGUGCAAAUUCUCUAUGGGACCCGAAGAAGCGGAAGGAAAUGUUACCCGACGAGUUUUCAUUAAAAUUCAACAAGAGGCAGGCUCCGUGAGAGGUUAGAUUAUUGGCCGGCAGGCGCGUGGACACACACACACACACACACACACACACACACACACACACACACACUUCACAGCUGGUGUGCCUUCCUCCAGCAGAGACUGACAGAAGCGGGGCGACCGCUCUAAGCUGCGAGCGCUCAUCUCUCUCCUCCACCAGCGCGUCUUUUACUGUUGACAUAAAAACUUUGAAGAGGUGAGAGGCGAAACGUCAAACCGCCGACAAAUCACCGUUGACAGCGCGCAUCAACUAAGAUAAAGGGGGGAAAGAAAAAAGAACCAUCAAGUCCGAGAAAAGCGGUGGAGCCGGGAGAAAGAGGGAGCUAUGCCAUCUCCCGUUGAUCAGAGCCCAGUCCUCCUCUGUUGUGUGUCGGAGCUGCAGCAUGGUGUCUCUCUCUGGACUCUGGACCUACUGCCUCGCCCCUGGGAGACCUCAUCUCCUUUUCCUCUCUGCCCGACCGCUCCUGCUGCUUCUUUUAUUAACAGUCUUCACCUCCCCGGAGCCGUGCCUCCCGCACCCACAGCCUUGCCAUAUCCUCGCCCGGAUAGGACACACCGUGCGCCUCGGCGCGCUCUUGCCGACCCGCCAGCCGGCACGGAUACAAAACGCGCUCAACCGCGCCCUGGCUAGCCUCAGGCACCAGAGCGGAGGGGCAGACUCCUCCACGACAACCUCCCAAACACCUCCUCUGCUGCCCUACAACCUGAGCCUGGAGAUGGUGGCUCGAUCGCCCGCGGGAGGGGACCCGGAGUCCUUGUCCCGUAGCGCCUGCCAGGACCUGGUGGUCAGAGGGGUGUCUGCUGUGCUUGCCUUUCCCCGCUCCAGGGAGGAGCUGAUCCAGGUGGAGUUCCUCUCAUCUUUCCUGGAAAUCCCCUUCAUUUCCAUCUUGGAGGACACCGAACCUCUUGUGACUAAGAACCGAUUCCACCUGCAGAUGUCGGCCCGUGUGCCUCCAUCAACCCUGGGCAGCCUCCUGUUGGCGGUCCUGCAGGGGAAAGAAGGGGACAGGGACAGAGGAAGCCGAGGGGAAGGCAGCUGGGGAGGAGCAGCUGUGAUCUGCCCUGGGUGGGAGGAAGGGGGUGACGGGUUGCUGUCUCACCUUCAGGCCCACAGUGGUUCUACCUGGCAUUUGUGGGAUGUAAUCAACCUGACCCGCAUCUCCGGGGGCGGGGAGAGAAGAGGGGAGACCAGCGAGGAGAGAAGGGAGGAUCAGAGGGAAGAGGAGGCUUUGAAGAUCCUAUCCACUCGUUUCCUGCGCUCCCCCUCUCCAAUCUCCUCUGUUCUCCUCCUGGGUUCUGACCCCGAAUGUGUCUCCUCCGUCCUGCGGGCCGCUCAGCGCCUCGCUCCAUCACUUCCAGCACUGCAGUGGAUCAUGGGAUAUCCCUUGUCUCCAGAUUCGCUCCACACUCUUGGAGGUCCCCUUGGACUGUUAGCCUACGGGGAGGUCGGCCGUAAGCCAAUCAGCUUCUACAUCCGUGAUGCUUUGCAGUUGAUAGCCCGUGCAGUCACUGCAGCCACACUGGUGAGGCCGGACUUGGCACUCAUUCAAAACAUGGUGAACUGUUACGACAAACCAAACCGACAUGAGCUUCCCUCUUCAGGACAAUAUCUGACCAGGUUUCUCUCAAACACUUCCUUCACCGGGGCCACAGGCCUAAUCCAGGUGGAUGCUGGCCUCUCUCGGGUCUUAUCCUCCCAGCUGUUCCACGUAUGGAGCCUGAAGAGGGGUGCUCUUGGCCAGCCGGCCUGGGUGACUGUAGGCCAGUGGACCCGAGGCAGGCUGGAGUUAGAAGGGGGGAUCCUAGGACUGGUGGGAGGGUUCAGGAGCAGCCAGGGACAAGGACUUGGAGCUGGGGUGAGGGGAGGGGACGGCCAGGGUGACAAUAACGCUGGAGGACGCUGGAGGCCAGGACUUUCUGUUGAGGGACACCGCCUCAGGGUGGUGACACUGGUGGAACACCCAUUUGUCUUCACACGGGAGGUGGAUGAGGAUGGCUUGUGCCCAGCUGGUCAGCUCUGUCUGGACCCCAGAACCAACCGGUCCGACCUAAUCCAGGCCCUCUUCAACCAGCUGCACAAUCCAAACAGUACAGCUACAGAAUGGGAGGGCAGCGACCUACCAGAGGACCUGAGGAAGUGCUGCUACGGGUACUGCAUUGACUUUUUGGAGAAACUGGCAGAGGACAUGGGCUUUACCUUUGACCUUUACAUUGUGGGAGACGGGAAGUACGGAGCACUGAGCGGGACAGGACGCUGGACAGGUCUGGUCGGGGACCUGCUGAGCGGAACCGCUGACAUGGCUGUCACCUCUUUCUCCAUCAACUCUGCCAGGAGCAGAGUCAUCGAUUUCACCUCGCCCUUCUACUCCACCAGCCUGGGCAUUCUGGUACGUAGCAGGGACACCGCAGCCCCCAUUGGAGCCUUCAUGUGGCCUCUCCACUGGUCCAUGUGGGUGGGUAUUUUUGUCACGCUGCAUCUCACCGCACUCUUCCUCACCUUGUACGAGUGGAACAGCCCCUUCGGUAUGACACCCCACGGCAGGAACAGGCUGCGUGUGUUCUCCUACUCCUCCGCCCUCAAUCUCUGCUACGCCAUACUGUUUGGACGGACUGUCGCCACCAAGACUCCUAAAUGCUGGACCGGACGCUUCCUGAUGAACCUUUGGGCCAUCUUCUGCUUACUGGUGCUGUCCAGCUACACCGCCAACCUAGCUGCAGUCAUGGUCGGGGAGAAGACCUUCGAACAGGUCUCAGGAAUACAUGAUGACAAGCUGCACCAUCCCUCCAUGGGCUUCCGUUUUGGUACGGUGAGGGAGAGCAGUGCGGAGGAUUACAUGAAGAAGAGCUUCCCAGAGAUGCACGACUACAUGAGACGCUACAAUCAGCCAACCACCCCAGAAGGCGUACACAUGUUAAAGACAGAUCCUCCUGCCCUGGAUGCAUUCAUCAUGGACAAAGCCCUGUUGGACUUUGAGGUCUCUAUCGACGCAGACUGCAAACUGCUCACUGUGGGGAAGCCUUUUGCCAUUGAAGGCUACGGUAUAGGCCUGCCCCAGGGCUCUCCUCUAACCCGUAAUGUGUCAGAGUUUGUGAGUCGCUACAAGUCUGACGGCUUCAUGGACAUGCUACAUGACAAAUGGUAUAAGGUUGUGCCCUGCGGGAAGCGAGUCUUUGCAGUCACUGAGACUCUACAGAUGGGGAUCCAGCAUUUUUCAGGCCUGUUUGUGCUUCUGUGUAUGGGGGUGGGUGGAGCCUUGCUGACCUUGGCAGGUGAACACACCUUCUAUCACCUGGUCAUCCCCCGCCUCCGCCGCACGCACACACUGCAGUACUGGCUGCACACCAGCCAGAAAAUUCACAGAGCCCUCCAUACCACAUAUGAGGACGUUGGGAAGGAGCUGACUGGCCUCGACGAAAACCCCUCCUCUUGUAUCUCAGAGAACUGCACCCUACACAGGAAACAGCAUCCUCCUCCUCCCCCAUCUCCCCCCACCUCCCUCAAUGCUUCCACUACUGCUGGGGACACAGGCAACUCCUCACCCUCCCAUGAGCCCAAGGAGAAACGUGUGCACUUUGACCUGGAAACCCUCCACAGCUACCGCCUGCGCACACACACCGCCUCAGUGCGCGGCAGGCCCGGUAUGGUCGGCCGACCUGGGCUCGGCCUAGGUGGGUUUGGGUUGGGCACCCUCGGGGGUUUUGCCUCCCCUCCACAGAUUAGCCUCCAUGCCAACGGAGGCCCCGUUUCUACACUGGCCUCCACAGGCUUGGUGCUCUCCCCGCUGGGAAGCAGGGUUGCUCAGACCAGCAUGUGGGAGGGAGAGCUCCAGGACCUGCAGGGGAAGAUCGAGACGUUCCGCACCCAGCUGAGAGAGGCUCUGGCCAGGAGAGCGGAGAUCCAGAGCAGCCUGGAGAGAGAGAGAAGUGGACUUGUACGCAGGGAUACCAGUCUGGAGAGGGAAAGAGACAGACAGAGGAUACAAACUAUUAACACAGACAGAAGUAGCUCCACUCAGCCCAAACUGCCUGAGAGAGACAGGACCAGCCAACUCCAAACCCUGAAUAAUCAACAGACAGGGAGGGUUAAUCAAUCAGGAGGUCCUGUGACUCUGGAGCAUGUGAGAAGCAGCCAGUUAAACACAGUUAACAGUUUGGACAGAGGGAGAGCCAACCAGUUACGCUCUGUUAACCCUUUGACGGGAGAAAGGACUGUCCAAUCACGCACUUCCACCAGUUUGGAGCGAAAUCGAGUCAACCAACCAGGUGCUGGAAAUAUAACUGUCCAAUCACGGAACACUUCUAGCCUGGACAGACAGAAGGCUAACCUAUCGAGCACUCUGAACACUUUGGAGAGGACAAAAGCCAACCAAUCAAGUGUAAGCAGUGGGACUUGAUUGUCUUUCUGAAGCUUCUGAUGUGUAGGAUUGCAGAGGGAGGAGAACAGUUGGUGGUUGCAUAGCCGUGGGAAGAUUGUUGGAGUGGGUUAUGUUUAGAGGGCGCUUGCUGAAAAAUUACAAUAUAUGUUAACUCACACCAUUACUUACUGCAACCUAAUAAUUUUAAUACUCCCAGGCUCGCUUAAAAAGGACAACUAAAAACCUUUAACUGCAAUUUAAGAACUAGUUAAAUGUCUGCAUUAUCCAUAAAAUCAUAAUUAAGCAAAGUAAUCUUGUGGAAUGAAAGCAAAUAUGAUUUCAGUAAAAUCUCAAUAUACUUUCAUAAGAACCAGAUCAGGCAAUGCUAAAAUCACAGUGCUAAUUGAGCAGACCAGUGGUUCACAGGAGGAACCAUCAGCCACAGCUGUCUGACAAACACAAGGCAAUCAACUGAAUAAAAUACGGUUAGUUACACAGGCCUGCAAGAGCACAGAAAAAUCAAAGUUAGCUCACUGUGAAAAAAUAACAACAAAAACUAUGUGAAAAUGCACAUGCAACAUCCGUAUUAACUGUGCCAGCAGCAGGAGGUAAAGAUGCAAAAAAAAUCAAUAUAUUUUAGGUAAUUUAAGUAAUAAUUUCCCUAAAAUGUGAAUGAUAAAGAAAGGAAGGAAACUGAACAAUGUGUGGUACAGCCUUGAAUCAAUGUACCUUAAGAUGGAAUUUAAAAAACAAAAAAAACUUUUGUGUAUUGAAACCUUGUAUUCUUCUCUGUAUUGUCCCGACAUGUCCGCUGUGUCAAAACGUAUUUUUGUAGCAAAAUCUCACCCUUGUAAAAUGUGUGAAAACUGAAAAUGUGUCUUGCAAACUGAGCCAUCCCCAAACAGACGCUUUGAGAUGGUAAUUUUCCUCUGUGACAUGAUGGGCUCCAUAUAAAAAAGGCAGGAUGCUAAGCCAGGAAAAUUCCUCUGAAUGGAAAAACUGUCUGCGGUGGAAUUGAUUCAAGUCAUUUGGACCCAAAUACAUACCUCCAGCCCAUUUUAUGGCUGCUAGGUUUAGGUCAAGGUAGCAUACCAUUUAAAUAGUUCUGUCCUCAUUGAUAACUUGUGUGUGUCACUGUUGAUACACUGUCUGUUGUUAAUGUUAACUAGUCAUAAGGGGUUUUACUCAGUCUGUGAAAGCAGUAGUACAGUGGGUGUAGUACAAAAGUCUGAGAAAAUAACUCCUGAUGACAUUUAUUUGGAGAUUACGCAACUUUCUAAGAACUCUUUUCCUAAUCAUAACGGUGGUUUAACCCUCCUCCACAUCAAUUCUAAUAAAAAGAUGCUAUUGGUAAAUUUAGAAUCCAGCGUUUUGAAAGUUUUACCCAUACUAAAGGCUGAAAGUCAGGUUCUUGGCCUCUGCUGCUUCAGUUUUUAUAAUCCCUUUUUUACGAUAUGUCUCUUGUGAGUCCUCCGACUUUAUUAAAGUGCAAUACUAAAUCACUGCAGCACCCCUUUAAUUAAAUCGUUUUUUCUUUUUUUUUAGAGUAAACGUGGCUGAACCAUCCCAUUACUUGCAAGGCUACCUUAACAUUAAAUGUGACCAUCACUAGCUGCAGCAGCAUGAAUCAGAGCUGUAUAUUUUGUUGUGAGUGCUCAAAAUUGCAGCAUAAUUUCAAAGCAAGGUGGUUCUUCAUAUGUCCUUCUGACUGUUGGUCAUAAUUUAACAGCCCAACGUAGUGUUUAUAUGAGACAUGCAAUACUACAGAACAAAAUUACAAUCUCAAAGUCAUUUCACAGAACCUUUAAUUAUCUAAUCAACCCAAAAACAGCUUAAAACAGUAGCAUAUCUGCUUGGAUUGUGGCUCCAGCCUGCAAACAAACGGUAUCAAUUUGGAAUGAAUUUGCUCACCAUAUUCAUUACUGAAGGAACUUAUCAAGAGUCUGGCAGUAUUCUCGUGCUCAGUGACUGUAUUGCGCAUGAAUUCACACAGAAAGGAAAAAUUCAAUUUCACUCCCUGCAGAGCUGAUUGAGCUCUGAUAAGUGAGACCUCAUGCUGUUUUUGUUUGUUUAAUCAUUAUUAAUCAUUAAAAUAGAUGUACUCUUUUACCCUGUUUGCACUCAGAUAAAGCAUAAUAUUUUUUUUGUUUUCAACUAAAACAAAGGGAACUAAGUUUCAUGCCUCAUGCCAAUAAUGUGGAAUGAUGAAGAGAGAGGCUGACUGGAUUAGCAUUCUCAUUCAACCACCAGAGGAAGCUGCAUUCCUGCUUCCCACGGCUAUGGACAAUGGGGAGUUUAUGGAUUGAGGUUUUAAGCAAUUGACUUAUGAAGAAACGGUGACAGAUGGAAGCUGCAUUUUGUUCUGUUGUUCUCAUGCAGCAGCAGAGGUCCUGGGGAAAGACAGCCGAUAUGAAAUGACUCCAGCACUAUACAAUGCAAUGUUACCUAUUAGUAUUGUGAUACUCAAUCUUGUGUGAGUCUCUCAACAAUUUAAACAGGUGUUUGGAAUUUCACUGGCCCACAGGUCUGAGACACAGACACUGAUAUUACUGAAACAGAACUUUUUGAUGGUACUGAUGUACAUUUAAACGUUUCAAACUUUACUGUGCUGUGAAGUGGUUGUGUUCACAUGCCAUGGUGUCUAUGAGGAAAAAAUAUAUUUUAAGUCUUUAAUGAGAAAGAGCUUGUGGUACUGGAUAUUUAAACAAAUACUUUUAAAUUUACCCCUUAUAAAAAUUGUAUCAGCAUAUUAUUGAAUUUUAUCAUAAUGACCAUUCUCAUGUUUUGAAAUAAACAUUUAUAUACUUA